Saprolegnia diclina VS20 is the source of this 690-nucleotide messenger RNA. RefSeq lists its product as hypothetical. The record is from RefSeq and is a predicted model, not a curated record. The coding region runs from base 32 to 640 and encodes 202 amino acids. The transcript is spliced from 3 exons. Gene Ontology annotation, molecular function: protein binding. Lineage: Eukaryota; Oomycota; Saprolegniomycetes; Saprolegniales; Saprolegniaceae.
AACCUUAGAUGAUCAUCCUUCGUCUCAUGUGAUGCUAGCGUGCGCGAGCGAUGCCAAGGUGUACCUCUGGAACUGCGGGACGUCCGAACGGCUCUCGGCGUGGACGCUGGCGUCGCCGGCCACGAGCCUCUGCGUCUGGACCGAUGCGCUGCUGGCGACGGGCGGCCCGAUGCGGCAUCCGCUCGAGAGCGAGACCGACGGCAAGGUCGUGUUUGCCGGCACGGAAGCGCACGGCGUGCAGGGCAUCGACCUCCGCGCCUUGGAGCCAGUCCUAGUGCUCCCGAGCGCCGCAGGGGCGUCUGCCACGGCGAUGCACCCGGCGCGCGAGCUCACACUUCUCAUUGGCAACGACCUUGGCGUCGUAAGCACCUUUGACCUGCGCCGCCCAACGACGGCGCUGACGAUGGUCUCGCGGAGCAAUGCAGCCGUGCACGACUUGUACGCCACGAAUGACGGCGAUGUGUGGGCGGCCACCGGCGACGGCGCAUGCACCAAAUGGACGGACAUUGCGACAGCGCCGGUCGUCGACACGGAGCUCUUCGGCCCGACGUACGACGCGGUGCAUGGCGUGACGGGCUAUGGUAACACGCUCUACACAGUCUCGCGCGACCGGGUGCUGCGCACGUACACGCUCGAGUAACGCGAAUCGCAUUGCAUUACGAGAUGAAAUUUACUUGAUCUUCUUCUUGA